AUGCACUUCCUGACGGUGUUCUGGAAGGUUCUGUUUGCCUUUGUGCCGCCCACCGAGUACUGGAAUGGCUGGGCCUGCUUCUUCGUGUCCAUCUCGGUCAUCGGUAUCCUGACUGCCAUCAUCGGGGACCUGGCCUCCCACUUCGGCUGCACCGUGGGCCUCAGGGACACUGUCACUGCCGUGGUGUUUGUGGCUCUGGGCACCUCCAUUCCUGGUGAGAGAUGAUGUAUAUACAGUAUCUGCUAAUGCCAUUCAAAUACCACAACCAGUCCUCAUUUUAUGAGGGGUUAGGUAUAAGGUUGGCAGUAAUAGGGUUAAGGUUAAUUUUUAAAUCAGUUUACUCAGAUAAAUGUUUUUGAACUUCCUGCUUUGCAGCUUGGCCAGUUAGUGAAAUCCUUGUGUGUGUGGUGAGACUACAAGGAAACAUGUUUACGGUAACAAAUGUUGUCUGUGGUUGUCUUAGUUAUGACAACAGUAUGACUAAGAUGCUGAAAGCUGCUCAUCAUCACCUCGUCUCCCGAGUGGCGCAGUGGGUCUCCCGAGUGGCGCAGUGGUCUAAGGCACUGCAUCGCAGUGCUAGCUGUGCCACUAGAGAUCCUGGUUCGAUUCCAGGCUCUGUCGUAGCCGGCCACGACCGGGAGACCCAUGGGGCGGUAAAUGUAGUCACAGCCUCUGACAGCUGUGAUGACAGGUACUUCACCUAUCUCUCUCCCUUCUCUCACUUCUCUCCCUCCCCCCUCCCUCCCCUCCUCCCUCCCUCCCUCCUCAGACACGUUUGCCAGCAAGGUGGCGGCCACGCAGGACCAGCACGCCGACGCGUCCGUGGGCAACGUGACGGGCAGCAACGCGGUCAACGUGUUCCUGGGCAUCGGGGUGGCGUGGUCGGUGGCAGCCGUCUACUGGAAGGUGCAGGGCAAGGAGUUCCGCGUGGACCCGGGCUCCCUGGCCUUCUCCGUCACCCUCUUCACCAGCUUCGCUUUCAUCUGCAUGGGCGUGCUGCUGUUCCGCCGGCGGCCCUCUAUCGGGGGGGAGCUGGGCGGGCCGCGAACAGCACGCAUCAUCACCAGCCUCUUCUUCCUGGGCCUCUGGUUCCUCUACGUCCUCUUCUCCAGCCUGGAGGCCUACUGCCACAUAGAGGGCUUCUAG
Molecule: messenger RNA, 1146 nt
Organism: Coregonus sp. 'balchen'
Lineage: Eukaryota; Metazoa; Chordata; Actinopteri; Salmoniformes; Salmonidae
Source: the annotation of a GenBank genome assembly